Messenger RNA from Eublepharis macularius, 960 nucleotides. Its product is annotated as olfactory receptor 6C4-like. Lineage: Eukaryota; Metazoa; Chordata; Lepidosauria; Squamata; Eublepharidae. Gene Ontology annotation, molecular function: G protein-coupled receptor activity; olfactory receptor activity. The coding region runs from base 1 to 960 and encodes 319 amino acids. The record is from RefSeq and is a predicted model, not a curated record. Gene Ontology annotation, biological process: G protein-coupled receptor signaling pathway. The transcript has a single exon. Gene Ontology annotation, cellular component: membrane.
AUGGACCCCAGCAGGAGAAACACAACAGUGGUCGCAGAGUUCCGUCUGCUGGGUUUUGGCCAUCAUCCUGAGCUACACAUCCUUCUUUUUAUGACUUUCCUCUUGAUUUACAGUGCUGCCAUGCUUGGAAAUCUCAUCAUCAUUGUAUUAGUUCUGUAUGAUCGUCAUCUUCAAACUCCCAUGUACUUCUUUUUGGGGAAUUUGUCUUGUGUGGAGAUUUGGUACAUAUCUAAUACACUGCCCAAGAUGCUUGCCACUUUCCUCACUCUAGAGAGUACUAUUUCUUUCAAUGGCUGCCUCACACAGUUUUUUUUCUUUGGUUUUCUGAUUGGUGCGGAGACUUGCCUUCUGUCAGUGAUGUCCUAUGAUCGGUAUUUAGCCAUAUGUAGACCGCUGCAUUAUAGAACCCAUAUGAAUAACAAAAUGUGUUUCUUACUUGCAUUUGGGUCUUGGAUGAGUGGGUUCCUGGGAAGCACUGUACUAACAGUUUUGUUUGUGCAGUCUGCCUUCUGUGGUCCCAAUGAAAUAGAUCAUUUCUUUUGUGAUUUUAUCCCUUUGGUCAAACUCCUGUGCAGCGACCCUUAUAUAAUUGCUUUGCUCACUCUCCUCCUGUCCAUUACGUUCACCCUCCCUCCAUUUCUGCUGACUUUAUCAUCCUAUGUUUGUAUCAUACUCACCGUCUUAAGAAUCCCAUCCACUACUGGGAGGCAAAAGGCAUUCUCCACAUGUUCCUCUCAUCUCAUUGUAGUCACCAUUUUUUAUGGGAGCUUAAUCAUUGUGUAUCAGCUCCCACACAGUGAAACAUUGGGUGACCUGAACAAAGUCUUCUCUCUUUGGUACACAACCUUGACCCCCCUGGUGAAUCCCCUCAUUUACAGCCUCAGAAAUAGAGAGGUAAAGGAAUCUUUUAAGAAAGCCCUUCUUCAGUUUGCAUUAGUUGGCUCUAAUCUAUUAAAGUAG